This is a messenger RNA of Carya illinoinensis, 1757 nucleotides long. RefSeq lists its product as uncharacterized. The record is from RefSeq and is a predicted model, not a curated record. NCBI's taxonomy places the organism in Eukaryota, Viridiplantae, Streptophyta, Magnoliopsida, Fagales, Juglandaceae. The transcript is spliced from 14 exons. The coding region runs from base 169 to 1350 and encodes 393 amino acids.
UUAUUAUAUAUAAUUUAUCUCUUUCUCUCUCUCCCCCGAAGGCUCCCAGAUUUUUUGUAUCUCUUCAUCUACGUGGUCCUUACGCCAAUGUUAGAGCCAACACACAACGUUGUUCCUUUGUAAUCUCUCUCUCUGUGUCUCACUGGAUGCUCUGGAGUUUCAUGGAAUAUGAAGUCUGGUUGUGUAACUGUAUUUGCAGAUCCAAACGGUCGGAGAUCAUGCCUUUGUAGUAUUCUCCCCACAGCUUCUUUGCUUUGUCUUGUGUUCUUUAUAGGGAGUGCAUUCAUAGCUCCUAAUUACAAAGAGAAAUUAUCAUUAUGGGAAAUAGGUGGUAGUUUGCAGAAUUCCAAAAUCAGCAAAUGCGGGAAUAAUUGCAGGCCUCAUGGAAGUGAAGCAUUACCUGAAGGUAUUGUUUCCAAGACUUCUGACUUGGAAAUGCGAGCAUUAUGGGGCACUCCAAAGGCUACUUAUUACAGAGAUCUUCCACAGACUAAUAUGAGUUCCACGAGUAAUUUAUUUGCUGUGGCGGUUGGGAUUAAGCAAAAAGAUCUUGUGAAUAGAAUGGUGAAAAAGUUUCUAUCAAGCAAUUUUGUUGUGAUGCUUUUCCAUUAUGAUGGUGUUCUUAACGAAUGGAAGGAUUUUGAAUGGAGUGAUCAUGUCAUUCACAUUUAUGCAGUCAAUCAAACUAAAUGGUGGUUUGCCAAGCGGUUCUUACAUCCUGAAAUAGUUGCCGAGUAUGGUUACAUCUUCCUUUGGGAUGAGGACCUAGGAGUUGAAGAGUUCCAUCCUGAACGAUAUGUCUCUAUCAUUAAAAGUGAAGGUCUUGAGAUAUCACAGCCAGCACUUGAUCGUAACAAAUCAGAGGUGCAUCAUCAAAUUACCGCUCGUGGGAGGAGAUCAAAAGUGCACAGAAGAACGUACAAGCCUGGAAGUGGUGGGAAAGGUUGUGAUGGCAGCAGUACUGCUCCUCCAUGCACUGGAUGGAUAGAAAUGAUGGCACCUGUUUUUUCAAAAGCUGCCUGGCAGUGUGUAUGGUAUAUGAUCCAGAAUGACUUGAUCCAUGCCUGGGGCCUGGACAUGCAGCUCGGUUAUUGUGCACAGGGUGAUCGAACCAAAAAUGUUGGCGUUGUGGAUGCUGAGUACAUAGUUCAUUAUGGUCGUCCAACACUUGGAGGCAUUGAUAAAAAUGAGGCAUCAUCUAACACCCAUAAAAAAGAUCAUAGAGCUGAUGUGAGGAGGCAAUCCUACAUUGAGUUAGAUGUUUUCAGAAAAAGAUGGAGAAAAGCUGUUGAGGAGGAUGAAUGUUGGAUUGACCCAUAUCAGCAGCCAGUGGAAGAGGGUCUCCUUUAAUCUUCCGUUGAUGGUCUUCAAUUUCAAGUAAAAGAUGUAUAACAUAAUACACCGCAGCUGUUGUUGUAACAUAAGGAAAGACCCCGAUCAGGGGGAAAACAGGUAUUACUGGCAGGAUAGGUCGAUAUUGGUUAUGCUGGGAUCUUCAGCCGUGGAAUACGCUUGUACCUUUGUUGAGACAUAGUUUGGAAUACACUUCCAUUCUUCGUAUAUAUUUAAACUCCUGUAAGUUUGCCAUUCUUUGCAAAAUAUAUUUAUAUUGAUUGCAUUAGGCAGAACUAGUUAGAAAUCAAGUUAUAACUCUUUUAUUUGUAGAAUAAAUCUUGUAAUCUCUUGUACAAAAUUAAAAGCAACCUUUGCCAACUUCACUUGCUCUUGUAAGUUGUAAUAAAUUUUUUUUAUAUGUU